Terrapene triunguis (Three-toed box turtle) is the source of this 454-nucleotide messenger RNA. It is a transcript of the gene BOP1, whose product is annotated as BOP1 ribosomal biogenesis factor. The transcript has 4 exons. The record is from RefSeq and is a predicted model, not a curated record. The coding region runs from base 56 to 454 and encodes 132 amino acids. Lineage: Eukaryota; Metazoa; Chordata; Testudines; Emydidae.
CGCACGCGGGACUCGUGGAGCCGCAGCUGGAGGAGCGCCCUGCCGGGAAGGAGCCAUGGAGCGGGCGGGGGGGAGCCGCCGGCUGUCCAUUCCCAGUACCCAAGUGCUGGAGGAGCAAGCCCAGGAAAGCGAUGACCUGACAGACAGCGAAGAGAGCGUCUACUCUGGGCUGGAGGAUUCUGGAAGUGACAGCAGCACGGAGGAGGAGGCAGAGGACCAGGACAGCGGUGAUGAGGGGACGCUGAAAGGCAGUUUGCUCUCAAAGAAGGCACAAGCCAGGAUGGCUUCCCAGAAGAAGGAACAAGUGCAGUGCCGGAGUUUGGAGACCGAGUCAAUGCCCAGCGCCCAGCAGGGAUUGCCGCUGAGGGGUGAAUAUGAGGACGACAGCUCAGACGAGGAGUUUGCCGUCCCCCAGAGACGGCUUACGGGCGAGGAGACGGUGCCGUGCUGCUGA